Marchantia polymorpha subsp. ruderalis is the source of this 2238-nucleotide messenger RNA. The record is from the annotation of a GenBank genome assembly. Lineage: Eukaryota; Viridiplantae; Streptophyta; Marchantiopsida; Marchantiales; Marchantiaceae.
UCGCGACUGCAGUAGUAUUAGUAGGUGCCCGUGCAGCCCUAUGCUCCUUUUCUCUCGAUAUCGUGGUUAGUUAAACUUCGAGUAGACUUUCAGGAGUAUCAUUUCUGUCAUUCGUAGCAGAUCACACAUUCCGGCCUGGGUGUAAUUGUGGAUGCAAGGGUCUUGUUGUUUGAUACAAUGGUUCACAAGACAAUAUUCCAACAUUAUGUGGAGGAGAUACUUGGAGAUGAUCUGAAGCUAGAAGGCAACGACGGGAGCAAAGACACGAAGAGAAGGGGGCAGUCGGAGAGGAUGUAUCAGCUGGUUGGAUUGGAAAAGACUCGAAAGGAGAUCGAGCAAGUGUCUACGGGUGAGUUAUUCUCGAAGACGCGCAGCAGGAAGAUCAAGGAAAAUGUACGAGUUACGGAUGCGAAUGCAAAUGUGGAGCUGGAGAAGUUUGGCCACCUGUGGAGGAAGUGUGAGGAGUAUGCCUCGUCUCCCAGGCUGUGUGGUAUGGAAGGAGUCGAUGUGCUGGUGGCGACAGAGCAGAAGAGAACAAAAAGAGCAGAAAAGAGGAUUCCGGUGCAAAUGAUGUCGAGGCUGUGCAAUUGCUUCAUGGCCCGCACUUCUCUUGCAGAGACUAAAUUUCGAAAGCGUGAAAUCAAAUCAUCGAAAGAAAAGGCCCCCAAUGACUCAGAGGGUUACGUCAGGAGUAAGAGAAGAAUUGAAGUGGACAAGGUUUACCUCUUCUGCCACGGCGGAAGCCUCAGAGAAGAAAAAGAAACUCCAGACCCACGAAGAGCAGCAGAGCAGAGAGAAAGGAUACAGCACCAACGUGAGAAACUGAUCGAGCCUCAUGUCUACACGUACAAAUCGAACACUUCAAACGGCGCAAUAAAAUUUCCAGCUCCUCCUGAGGCAAAAGGUUGCAAGAUGGCGAACCAGCUGAAAAAUGUUUGCAAUGCCUUCCGACAUCAGCAAACUCCACAGUCUCGCGCAAGACCUUUGAGCGGUUUUGAUGAAAAUCAUGUUCCUGUCAAGAACAACUUCUCCGAGUCGUCUGUUUCUGUCAGUUCACGCACGGGGCAGCCUACAAAAUCCAAUUUUCCGGGGAAGACGGGAGACAAGGUCGAGGUUCAGAAUAAGGACACAUCAGUUUCGAGGACUAGUGAAGGUCCUACUAGCUUCCCUGAGAAGAAACAACGUGCUCCAUCGACGACUGUGUCAGAUAUGGAUACCAAUGUGGGUCUUGCUACACCUCAACUACAGAGAUCGACAUCACUCAAAGAAUACUUCGAUGCAGAAAGAAAGGCCGAGGCUGCAAGUCAGGCGAAGAAGUCGGCUGAAGACAUCGAUACUUUUCACGAAAUUGAGGGAGAAAGUCCUCACCAUAGGAGGCUGAGGUACGAAGGGUUCAAGCAUUUGCAGUCCUGCAAACGAGCAGCGAGGAAAAUCGAGGCGAUCAACCAACAAGAGCAAGCGCGUCAGCGAGAAAGCGAGGAGAAAACAAAAGCUGCUUUUGAGUUGGACCCACAAAUUAAAAGAUGGUCCUGUGGAAGGGAGGGAAACUUGAGAGCUCUGCUUUCAAGCUUACAUAACGUUUUGUGGCCCGAGUGCAAGUGGAAGAGUGUUCCUCUUUCUGAACUCGUGACCCCCAGUUCUGUGAAGAAGGUCUACAGGAGAGCAUCCUUUUGUCUUCACCCUGAUAAGGUGCAACAGAAGGGAGGUACUCUCGAGCAGAAAUACGUUGCAGAGAAAGUUUUUGGAGUUCUGCGCGAGGCUUGGAACAAGUUUUACAGCGAAGAAUUGGCCUGAAAUUUUCCACAUUAGUAUUUGAGCGAGGGCAGUCUUCUUGAUUAUCCAUAUAUGCAAUUUGCCCUCGAAGAUUUUUCAAGGUGAAUGUUACUAUGUGAAAGAAUGUUCACCUAAGAGACUUGGCUAUGCUCAACAAGCAAUGUCAGGAUAUAGACGUAGAAAGUGCAUAGAAACAGAUGAGAAGCGUAGUUUAGAAACCAACAGCAUGCCUCUUGAAGAAAAUUUGGUCGUUUCGAGACUCGAACCCAGUCGAGUCGAGGUUAUAUUAGUAAACCAGAUUACAUAUCCUUUUCAAGUAGGAGCGAUAUCUUCCUCCCCAAUAACGGACUUUUCCAGUUUGCAUAUGAAAACUGUAAAGUCGACAUAUAUGCGCAGGAUGUCAGUUUAACAAUGGACGACAUCAAAAUUUGUAACAGAAUUUUGUUUAUAAUGUAAGGAUUAAUU